UGUAACGGGUGUUGUAGUCCGGCCUUCGGGCUGGUCCAGCAACCAACAGGACGGGAUGUCGGAGGUGCGGCUGCCUCCGCUACGCACCCUAGACGACUUUGUUCUGGGGUCAGCGCGUCUGGCAGCACCGGAUCCAUGCGACCCGCAGCGAUGGUGCCACCGCGUCAUCAACAACCUUCUCUACUACCAAACCAACUACCUUCUCUGCUUUGGCUUCGGUCUCGCUCUAGCCGGGUAUGUGCGUCCGAUGCACACCCUUCUGAGUGCGCUGGCAGUGGUGGUGGCCCUUGCCAUGCUGGUGUGGGCGGCUGAGACCCACGCAGCAGUGAGACGCUGCCGCCGCAAUCACCCUGCCGCCUGCCUAGCUGCAGUGCUUGCCAUUGGCCUCCUCAUUCUCUGGGUCGCGGGCAGCGCGUGCACCUUCCUGUUCAGCAUCGCCGGGCCCGUGCUUCUGAUUCUGGUGCACGCCUCCAUUCGCCUUCGAAACCUUAAAAACAAGAUUGAGAACAAAAUGGAGAGCAUUGGUCUCAAGCGGACACCAAUGGGGCUGUUACUAGAGGCGCUGGGACAAGAACAGGAGGCUGGAUCCUAAGGGCCUGGGACCUGCACCCAGGACCUGAAGAACACCCCACCCGCACCCAACCCAUAUCCAGGACCCAGAGCCCUUUUCCAGCCUUUACAAUAGCAGUCAAGAGCACCCUGGCCAGUCAAAAAGAUUGGCCAUCAGUGAUUUCCACCCCAGUUUAAAAUUAGGGUAUCAUUCAUUCCCAACCCCCCUCUCCUUAUCUAAGUACUAGUCUUCCACAGCCCUGAACUUGGGACCCACAGCCACUCCAGCCUCAGGCUUGGGCUCAGUACUAAAGCAUCUAUGGCCAGUCUCAAACCAUGGGCCCAGAGGUAUUUAAAUUCUGGGACUCAUUUGUCUUCCAUGUUCAGCACCAAAGCUGGGGCUUGGGGCAAACCAUUCUCACAUCUUGAACCUUGGACCAAGGCUUUCCCAAACUCCACCCCAGCUUCAAAUCUAGGUUAUGGCAUUGCCAAAUCUAGACCCCCCAGCUAAGUCCUCCCUCAGGUAUCCUGACCCUGUUGAACCAGGUGACCCCAACCUUCACCAGUUCCAGUUGCCUUCAGCUGUUGAAGAGGUUUUACUCCUCCUCUAAUGUUCCAGAGUGUCAAAGACCAAGGGGUGGAGGGUGGGGUAGCCCCAAAUGGAAAAGGGGUGGUUAUAUCAGUGUUACUCCAACAAUAAAGCCGUUGCAUCUCUCGA
Octodon degus (degu) is the source of this 1267-nucleotide messenger RNA. RefSeq names its product PRA1 domain family member 2 (gene Praf2). The transcript is spliced from 3 exons. Lineage: Eukaryota; Metazoa; Chordata; Mammalia; Rodentia; Octodontidae. Gene Ontology annotation, cellular component: membrane. The coding region runs from base 56 to 592 and encodes 178 amino acids. The record is from RefSeq and is a predicted model, not a curated record.